Molecule: messenger RNA, 768 nt
Organism: Trypanosoma brucei brucei TREU927
Lineage: Eukaryota; Euglenozoa; Kinetoplastea; Trypanosomatida; Trypanosomatidae
Product: replication Factor A 28 kDa subunit, putative
Exons: 1
Coding region: 1-768 (255 amino acids)
Biological process (GO): double-strand break repair via homologous recombination; DNA replication; nucleotide-excision repair
Cellular component (GO): chromosome, telomeric region; site of double-strand break; nucleus
Molecular function (GO): DNA binding
Source: RefSeq, a predicted model, not a curated record
AUGGAAGGAAGUGGAAGUAACUUCUUUACUGGUGCCGCGGCGAACUCAAAUGCCGCCACGCAGCAGCGGCGGGUGCACCCGAUCCGCCCCGUCACAAUUAAACAACUGCUCGAGGCUCAACGUGUGGGUGAAGGUGUGACGGUUAUUGAUGGUCGUGAGGUGACACAAGCAACUGUUGUGGGGCGAGUGGUGGGCUACGAAAACGAUAGCGACAACCGCUUCAGUGGCGGUGCCCUCACGGCUAAACACCACGGCUACCGAAUUACUGAUGGCACUGGUGUUGUUGUGGUGCGGCAGUGGAUGGAUGCCGACCAGCAGGAUGAUCCGCUGCCAUUGCAAUGUUAUGUGCGGGCAGCCGGUACAGUGAAGAUGUGGCAAAACUCUCCUAUUGUUACGGGCACGGUGCGGCUUGUGUCAGACUGUAAUGAACUAAACUAUCACUUUCUUGACGUGAUUCUCACACAUCUACGACUCACGCAGGGGUCGCGACGUCCCAGCUCUGCUGCUCCCGCUGCAGUUCCCAAUACGGCGAGUGCAGUCGGUGUUCAGAACAUGUUUCCUGGUGGUGAUGGAAAGGUGUUCACGACUGAUGUUGUCAUCAACACAAUCAGGCAGAAGGCACGGGGGGAGGAGGGACUUUCCAUGGAUGAAAUCUCUGCGGCUGCAUUGCAAUAUGGUUUCAGUGGUCAAGACGUACGCAACGCCAUACGUACGUUGAUGGAGGAGGGAAAGAUUUACCAAACACAUGAUUGUAAGUUUGGCAUUUAA